This is a messenger RNA of Erigeron canadensis, 1288 nucleotides long. RefSeq lists its product as uncharacterized. Gene Ontology annotation, molecular function: zinc ion binding; ubiquitin-protein transferase activity. The record is from RefSeq and is a predicted model, not a curated record. Gene Ontology annotation, cellular component: membrane. The transcript is spliced from 9 exons. Lineage: Eukaryota; Viridiplantae; Streptophyta; Magnoliopsida; Asterales; Asteraceae. Gene Ontology annotation, biological process: protein ubiquitination. Bases 234 to 1007 code for a protein of 257 amino acids.
UAUCAAGAAGAAUGACACACUUUUGAGUCUCUGCAAAUUUGGGGUUUGUAAAAAGUACUCGUAUUCAUAAAUUUCUUCAUUUCCCAUCUUUUCUUAUUAUCCAGAAAAUACCAGUUUUAACUCAGUUAUACUCGGCCUAAUAUUCUGCCUUUGUGUUUAAAGGAUUACUUAUAAGAGGUGUAAGCAGUUAAAGAUUGUGAAUCUUGGAGUUCCUUUGUUUUUGUGGAUAAAAAAUGGGUGAUCAUUUUGUGUUUUUGGUUGACCGGUUACUCACUGAGUCAACUUUGGAGGCUGCAAUUGAAAGCAGAAAUCUUUUGGAUCCAGUAGUAGCUUCAUCUAAUGAAGCAGUAAUUGAUUGUUGUUCAAGUAAAAAAAUGGUUGAAUGUAGGAUAUGUCAAGGUGAUGACUUUGAUUUCAAAAUGGAGACACCUUGUUCUUGUUCUGGUACCUUGAAGUAUGCUCAUCGCAGAUGUGUUCAAAGAUGGUGCAAUGCUAAGGGUGAUAUCAUAUGUGAAAUAUGCCACCAGCAAUUCAAGCCGGGGUACGUAGCACCACCUCCAAUAUUCCGCCUAGGAGGCAUUCCAGCUAAUUUCAGGGGGCAUUGGCCGAUUGCCAGGAGGGAUAUGAUUGAAAACCCUCGAAUAAUUACCAUUGUUUCUUCAGAUCAAAAUUUGCUUGAUCAAGAAUAUGAUGAAUAUGCAGAUUCCACGGCCAGAAGUAUUCUAUGUUUCCGUUCAGCUGCUGUCAUUUUUAUGAUUCUCCUGUUUUUGCGGCACAUGCUACCCAUAUUCGAAACUGGAGUGGGGAGUUACAAUUUACCAGUGUUUUUGUUACAACUUCUACGAACUUCAGCAAUCAUUGUACCAAUUUACAUCAUCCUAAAAGCCAUGACUGCCUUGUUCAAUAGGCGAUACCAGCUGCCCUCUAAUGCAUCAACGCCAUCUUCUGAUGAAGAAGCCAGUCCAUUGCCUUUGCGGAGUCAACAACACACCAGCCGUGUUAAUUGAUACUUUUUGGCGCGAUUUAAGCAAUCAAUCACGUGUUCUUGAAAGUGGUGCUUUAAUUCAAACAGAUGCAACUCAUCAUAUAUGGAGUUAAUCGGACAUGCACCCGUCAAGGUUAGAUGUAUUUCAAAUAUCAUAUGAUGCUUAUAAGCUAAUCCGACUUGAAAAUGUAUUGUUAUCGUAUGUCACUGCUUUAAAAUAAUCUUUAAUGUAUAGUUUCUUUAUCAAACUUUCUAUAUGUAAAUGUUAAAUCAACAAAUGGAACCACGCAAGCCUGAAAUAUC